UUAAAACAUUUGCACAUGCGCAGCGAAACAGGAAGAGUGAUUAAUGAUUAAUUAUUAAUGGCAGUUAAACAUGUCGGAACAGAGCCCUGGAGUUUAACUCCCAAAUUAAGCGUCUUGCUGUAACAGACAGGUUGUUGGAUUGCUGUUGUAUACAGAAGACCUCCAAAAACGUCAAUGAUCCAUUUGGUAUUCAUUGAAUUUCGAGAGUCCAUAGCAUGAUGUCUGCGGAACAGAAAGAGAAACUGAUUCACGUAAGCCUUCUGACUUCCAUUUCGAAUAAGAUGGUAGAAACAGAGAAAGAGUACGAGAACUUCAUUAUCCAUAUGGGUGUAUACGUUGAUCCUGGCCUUCUUGAGCAACACAAAACGAUUUUAGGUAAACUGAGUGCUCUGGAGAAAAAGAAAUUUCUUGGACCUGGAAAUUAUAAAAUUCUUAAAGAAAUAUGUAUUAACAGCGAGAACAAUUACCUGACAGACGACAUAGCGACUGCUGAAAAAGAAAUAAUGAGGGUUCGGAAGGAAUAUGGAGAAGGAGCCAAAGCUGGAUCCAAACAAUCGAAUAGUGUGGCUGAGUGCACUAAUGAUAUUAAUCAGCAGACUCAACAAAGAAACCGAAACGAAAUAACUAGAAAACGACCAGCUUCAGAUGGAUCUGAUCAAGCCCCUUUUGAAUCAAAACAAGCGAAACGUGAGUAUGAAUCACAAGGGACGAAAAGGCGGGACAGUACAUGUAUACCUAGAAAUCAGCAUUCUAAGGACACGUCUUACAGUACCACGGAAGUACAGCAGGAAUACAGCAGAUGGUAUUAUGCUUGGCUAGGACUAAGAUGUGUUCUUGAUGUACUUAAGCCUUUCUGCAAUGAGAUUGUAAACGAGCAGCAUCGUGUCAUACUGAGUAAGGUGAAACAAAAGCACAACAUUAACAAUAUAGCGUGCGGCCAAUGUAUCUUGAUGGAACUUAAACCAGACCAUGCCAGAGACAGACAAAAAUGUCCGUUCGGUAAAUUCAAAUGUAACUGUCAGUACACGGGUACAAACGUUUGUCCAAAAAAUAUAUGUGGCGCUAUAUACGACGAGAUUAUUGAACUCCAUACCUUCAAGCGACCAGCGCAAGACUGGAGGAACACAGAUAUACAAAAAUGGUGCUCAGAUCCAUGGUCGAUUGCUAAAUGUUUCAUCAGCACGUCAGGUUAUGCAUGUAAAAACAUUUCAAAUAUCGACAUUACUGGAAUUCUACAACUGAUUUACAACAACAUGGGAUUUUGUAGCCAUAUUACAAACAUGGAUCACAUCGCCAAAGUACGUGAGUGGAGAAACAAAUUUACACAUUCUAAUAUAUUAGAGCUUGAUGAAAUGGAGUUUGAUGAAUUCUUUCACGAUUUAACAACUUUAUUAGUAGAAGAACCGGAACUCAAAACCAGACCGGAGACGGAAGGCGUUAUGAAGAUAUUGCAAAGUCUCAUGGACAUGCAGAACCCUUUCGAUAUAAAUACGAAAGUUGAAACCGAUGUUUUGUUGUACAUAAGACAAAGUAUAAAGGACAUAAAUCAGAGUAUUAAAUAUUCAACCAACAAAACGGCAACAAAUGAAGAUAGAAGUUCAUCUGAACAACCGGAUGCUUCCAGACGAUUUACAAGACAGCUGGAGCGUGAAAUAGAAGGCAUGAAACAGGCCAAAAGAAAGCAGUUAGCAAAUGCUGAAGCAAUUUUGGAUGAAACAUUUCCCGGUGAACUGGAAAAAGACCCAUUGACAAGACAACUUUAUAACAAAGCACUUCAAAAUGAUAGAUCGGAAGAAACUAGCAUACAGGUAAUGGUGAUAGGGUGUUAUAAUCAUGGUAAGACAUCAUUGGUCAGAAGGCUUCUUGGACAGAAAUUAGACGGUAAAGAGUCUACGAAUGGAAUAGAAGUUCAUAGAUGUAUUGCAAAGCCUAAUGGCAUGUGGGAAGAAGUGAAGACAGAAGAAUUAGAACACAACUUGUUCAGACAACAUGCAAAACGUGCUCAGGGCGUACUACCGCCGGAAACUGAAAAAGAGGAAAGUACUCCUCAUAACGUACUACCAGAUGAAGAUUCAGUUACUAAAGCCAGAAUGAAAAAAUGUGUACAUGAACAUGACAAAGAAAAUGUAUUACUUUCCUCUGAUGCAUCUUACAAAAACCAGUCAAAAAAUAUUUUCCAGACGUUCACAAAAGAGUUCCACAAGCCUUUGGAUACCAAAAGAAAUUUAAACGACUUUAUAGAUUUAAGCAUCUUGGAUUUAAGCGGCCAAUUUACAUAUUAUGCAACGCAUCCGAUAUUGCUUUCAACACGCGCUGUAUAUAUCUUAGUUAUUAAUCUGAAGGACGAUCUAAAUGAAAUUUUAACCUACAGCGAUAAUCCCGGGGAAACGCCUACAAAAUCGUUGCGAGAAUACAUUUCAUUCUGGGUUAAUUCAAUUCACACUUUCGUUGGCACAGAAGAUGGAUAUUGCCCGCCAAUAAUAUUAGUGGGUACACAUAAGGAUGAGAUAGAUACUGAUGAAAGCAAAGUAUUUGCUGACGUUAGAGAUUUGUUUCAGAACAGUUCUGCAUUAAACCAUCUACAACUGGAAACAUUUUCCGUUUCAAAUACUGAAACUGAAUUAUCGGAAGAUGAUUUCAUUUCUCUACGAUCAUUGAUAAUCAAAGUCGGAAAACAGCAGCCCAUGAAAAAAAUACCUGGAAAAUGGCUGCUACUAGAGUAUGAAUUAAAGAUGAGAAGCAAGCACCAAAAAAUUAUCAAAUUGUCUGAACUGUGUAAGAUUGCCCUUGAAGUAGAUUCACAAAUUCUGAGAGGUAUAAAGAAUGAAGAUAUGGACCAACUUAAGCUUUUUCUUACUUUCCAUCAUAUAAGAGGUACACUCUGUUAUUUCAAUGUUGGAAAACUCUCAGAAUACGUUGUGAUAGAUCCUAUUUUUUUGAUUGAUGCAUUUAAGUGUCUUAUUACAUCGAAAAAAAAGCUAAAAGCUCGUUAUCCAUUGAACAAAAUGUGGAAAAAGCUUUGUGAUACGGCAAUAUUAGAACCAGAAUUAAUAAAGAAUGUAUGGAGUGGAGACUUUUUGAAAUUCCAAAACCUACUGUUACAAUUCUUGCAGGGACAUCACAUUAUAUCAAACGUUCAAAAGUAUAACGAACAACACGAUUUUUGCAUUGUUCAAAGUGCCGGAUAUUAUAUUGUUCCGAGUUUUUUGAAGUCAUCGGUAAAUAGUGAUCAAAUAAAAACUUUCCUUCUAGGAAAGACUACGUCAAAAGUAUCUCUGCGAUAUGAAAAUAUUUCCCAAAAGGUAUUGCCUAUAUUAUUCAAUAGGAUACUUGCAGCAUUAGUUGGCAAAUGGCCUAUUAGCAACUUGGAUGAAGUUCCUUUGAUAUUUGACAAUUUUGUUGCUUGUGAACCUAAGCGGGAUCAUGCGGUUUUACUUUUUCAAGAAGAAAACGGAAUAGAAUUACUCACGGUCAGUCUUCUCAACAAAGCUGUUAGUUCGGAAAUCUGUGAUGUUUUUCGAAGAUUUGUUGAGAAGAUUAUGAAAGAAGAAAUAUAUAAACUUCGUUCUAGGAACGUUCAGCACAGUGAAGAACUUUUUUCUGUGACCGUAAGAUGUAGAGAUUCAUUUCAUGAAUAUAAAGGAAGUACAUUCACAUGUGACCUUCAUGAGAUAAAAAACAGUGAUUCAGAAAUCCCGUGUCCAGACAAAAGAAAUCAUAUCGUAAAAUCUGAUUACAUUAGGCAGUGGUUUCCAGACCGAAAUAGUAUAGUGUCUAGAAGUAGUCAAACAGGAACAAGAAGACUUACAGCGAAAGAAUACAGCAAACUGGCCCAAAAAAUAGGACGGAAUUGGAAACAGUUUGCAGAGACGUUAGGGUUUUGCAAAGAUACGAUUGAGCAGAUAGAAAUGGAUGAUUUUUUACAGCAGUUUAGAGUGUAUCAACUAUUAUUGAAAUGGGAUGAAAAGGAGGGUGAAAAUGCCACAUUGGAUAAAUUAGCAGAGGCCGUUUUACAGACACCGGGUUUAUCGGCGGACUUGGAUGAGAUAAAAAACUUAGUGAACGACUUAUGAUAAUUUUAAAGGAAAAUACAUAUCUGUGUAUACUAAGUGGACAUUCGUACAUACGCAAACUUUAUACAGAAUAAACGUGACCUUACACUGAUGGUAUAUUGAUCAAAUUGCCUUUAUUAUAUCAAAUAAAACUUCUUUAAUACGUA
This is a messenger RNA of Mercenaria mercenaria, 4219 nucleotides long. RefSeq lists its product as uncharacterized. The coding region runs from base 216 to 4073 and encodes 1285 amino acids. The transcript is spliced from 9 exons. Gene Ontology annotation, molecular function: protein binding. Gene Ontology annotation, biological process: signal transduction. Lineage: Eukaryota; Metazoa; Mollusca; Bivalvia; Venerida; Veneridae. The record is from RefSeq and is a predicted model, not a curated record.